Molecule: messenger RNA, 762 nt
Organism: Zootermopsis nevadensis
Lineage: Eukaryota; Metazoa; Arthropoda; Insecta; Blattodea; Termopsidae
Gene: Tsen34
Product: tRNA splicing endonuclease subunit 34
Biological process (GO): tRNA-type intron splice site recognition and cleavage; tRNA splicing, via endonucleolytic cleavage and ligation
Cellular component (GO): tRNA-intron endonuclease complex
Molecular function (GO): nucleic acid binding; tRNA-intron lyase activity
Source: RefSeq, a predicted model, not a curated record
AUGGUUCUACUAUCUGAAGAAGUGACCCUGUUACUUGAACAAAAGGUUGCUCGUUUGGUAUGUUAUCCAUCUCUUCAGUGUGCUCCAAGGAAUGAUGUCAGACAGAAAUUUCAGGAGUACAGGAAAACCAUGUAUGAGCAGCAGGUCGAGUGCUUCAGAGAAGAACGUAAACGCCAGGUCUCUUCCAUGAUUGAUCGUAUUGUAGAAGGAAAGCGACGAAAACUGUUAGGUCUUGGUUCUAAAAAGAAGUUUGCUCAUACUGAAAAUGACAGUUCAGUGCAAGAGAAUUUACAGUCAAAGAAUGACAAAACAGACACAGAUCUUAUCGACCGAGAUGCUCUUCUUAAGGAGGAACUGGACAAGAUCAAAUCCAUUGAUGAAAAUAGUACACUUGUCCAGACAUUUACAGCAAGUGCAUGGUUGAGUGAAGAAGAUGCUACCCCUGUUCAGUGGAAAUAUCCUGCAACCUCUACUGAAAAUCUCCGUUACAAAACCUUUAAAAACCUGUGGGAAAAUGGUUAUUACCUGACUGCAGGACAGAAAUUUGGGGUAGACUUUCUUUUAUAUCCUGGAGAUCCUGUUAAAUUUCAUGCCCAGUUUCUGGUGAUUUGUAUAGACAGAAAUGAAGCAUUGUCAGCAACAGAUUUAGUGGCUCUAGGAAGAUUAGGGACAUCAGUUAGGAAGACUGUCAUUCUAUCAAGUCUUUUAGAUGAUGGAAAUUCAGUGAUGUAUCAGUCUCUCCAGUGGAAUGCACCUUUUUAA